UGAUGUCGGCCCAGGAGCUCGGGGCCUGCCUCUGCCGGGAGGGCGACCAGCACCUGGCCCUGGGGGAGCCGCCGCUGGCCACCGCCUUCUACCUGGCUGCCUUCAGCUGCCACGCCCCCUCUGCGGUGCGCAGCGUCCGAGCCGCCCUGGCCGAGGCUCGGGGGGCACCCGUGGUGGCCACCCUGGAAGCCUGGUGCCGAGGGGACAGCCAGAUCCCAGCCAUCCACUGGGACGGCAUGGCCGUGGUGUCCCUGACGGGCACCCUGGCCUCCGCCUUCCUGGCCACCCUGUGCCCGGACCACCCGGCCGCAGUCCUGCACUCCCUGGCCGGGCUGCUGGCCCGUGGGCGCCACAGGGAGGUGGUGAGGCAGUGUGACGCCUUGCUGGACGCCCACUCCCAGCAAGGCCUGGAGCUGCAGCUGACCCGCGCCCUGGCCCGGGUCCUGUCUGGGGAGCAGGCGGACACUGGCCUGGCCGACUACCUGCAGGCCUUCAGCUCGAGGGCCGAGCGCACAGUGGCCUUCGUCCUCACCCACCAGGAGCCCUACCUCCCCGUGCUGGUCAGCGCCCUCCAGGACCACAUCUCAAGGAGCCAGCAGGCUGGGGACAGUGCCAGGCAGCAGGACACCGAUGGCCAGAGGCUCCUAGCAGCCCUGGACCCCGGGGGCAGCUGGAGCAGCGCCCUGUCCCCCGAAGCUCUGCUCCACAGUGGCCGGUACAAAGACUGCCGGGCGGCGUGCAGCCGGGCCCUCUUGGCCGACCGGACCAGCCGCAGACCCCAAGGUGAGCGCCUGGCUGCCUUGCUGGUCACCCGCGCGGCCGCAGCCUUCUUCCUGGACAGCGGGGCCCAGGACCUGCUUCGGGACCUGCACGAGGCCUUCCGCGAGAGCCCCUCGGGGGCGCGGAGGCAGUUCGAGGCCGUGCUCUCGGCAGAGGACCGGGAGCGAGUGCGGAUCCAGGCUCAGGAAGUGGCGGACGUGGGUUUUGCCCACUUCCAAGAGGCCGUGCGGAGCCGCCCCGAGCUCCGCAAGGACUCGGACCGCGAGCUGCUGGCCCCGGUGACCCGCGCUCUCCGUGUCCUGCUGCGCGUGGCGCCGCCCGGCACGCGCCCAGCACUGGGAGCCCGCCUCGCCGAGUGCCUGCUGCUGGCCGGGGAUGCGGCGGGCGCCCGGGCGCUGUGCGAGCGCCUGCUGCGGCCCGCACGCCCCAGAGAUCAAGCUGGAGAACGCGCCUUUGACCGUGCGCCUCUGCUGGCGCUUCGAGGCUUCUGCGCGCUGCACACCGGCGACGCGCGAGGUGCCCGGGAGGAUUUCCAGGAGGUUGUGGAGCAGGGGCGGCCGCACCCGGCUGGCUGUGUGCGUGCGCUGUGCGGCCGCGGGCUGCUGCGCGUGCUGUCGGGCAGCGCGUUCCUGGGCGCGCUGGACUAUGUCACCGCCUGCCGCCUGCGGCCGGACGAGGCUCUGCUCGUCGCCAAGGCCUACGUGCCCUGGAACCAGCGGGGGCUGCUGCUGACCGUGCUGCGCGAGGAGGGCCGCAGGAUGCUGCAGCGGAGGCCGGACCCGGGACCCACGGGCGCGCGGGGCCGCCGGAGGCAGGCCGCGGAGGUGGACAGCCGGGCGGCGCCAGAAGGGAACACCCAGGGCGUGUACCAGCUGGCCAUGCUCCUGAUGGAACUGGAUGCCGAGGACGAGGCUUCGCGCCUCCUGGCCGCCGACGCCCUGUACCGCCUGGGCCGCCUGGGCGACGCCCACAAGGCACUGCUGGUGGCCCUCCCCCGAAGGCCCCAGGCGGCCCCUGUGCUGGCGCGGCUGGCCCUGCUGCAGCUGCGGAGGGGUUUCUUCUACGACGCCGACCAGCUGGUGAAGAAGGUCGUCCAGUCCGGGGACACGACUUGUCUCCAGCCCACCCUGGAUGUCUUCUGCGAAGAGGACCGGCAGCUGCUACAGGGCCACUGCCACUCCCGGGCCCUGGCCAUCCUGCGGACGCAGCCAGGAGGGGCAGAGAGCGAGGCUCACACCAGGGAGGCCAUCGCCUACCUCUCUCUGGCCAUCUUUGCUGCAGGGGGUCAGGCGAGUGAGUCCCUGCUCAUCCGUGCUCGGUGUUACGGGUUCCUGGGCCAGAGGAAGACGGCCAUGUUCGACUUCAACUCCGUGCUGCGGGCCGAGCCUGGGAACGUGCAGGCGUUGUGCGGCCGGGCGCUCCUGCACCUGGCCCUGGGCCAGCGGCAGGAGGCCGUGGACGACACCCUCUUGGCCCUGCAGCUGGACGCACACACAGCGGUCCCUGAGAUCCGCUCACUGAAGCCAGAGGCCCAAGCCCUCCUCACGCAGGGCCUGUCCUCCCGCUGCCGGGACCUGCUGAACCAACAACUAGACACCAGGGCCCCCAUCAGUGACAGCGACGCCCAGGGCCUCCUCGCCGCAGGGGAGGCCCUGGUCAGAAUCGAGGCGGGGCGGCUGAGUGGGCACCUCCUCCUGGUGGACGUGCUCGCCACAGUGGGCAGCUACGAGGAGGCUGGUGCCCGCCUACAAAAAGCCCUGCACCCCACCCCACCAUCAGAGGCGGCCCAGGCCCGGCGAGGGCUGCUCCGGCUCAAGCAGGGAGACGUGCCAGCUGCUUCCCGGGACCUGCAGUGCCUGGCGGAGACGGACGCUGGGGACCUCGGCUUCCUGCUGCGUCUCCUGGAGGCCUCGGAGAGGCAGAGCCUGGCCCAGGCCGCAGUCCAGGAAGCCCGCAGCCUCCUGACCGCAGGGCAGCCCAGGCAGGCCCUGGGCUACUGCUCGCUGGCCGUCCUGGCCGGUGGUGGCAGUGCCUGCCACCUGCGCCUGCGGGCCACCUGCCUGGCGGAGCUGCAGGAGUUCAACCGGGCACUCAGAGACCUGGACCUUGUGCUCCAGGAAGAUGCGGGCGGUGGUGACCUCUCAGUGAGGGCAGAGGACUUGUGCUGCAGGGGCCGCCUGCUCCUAAGCCUGGGGGACGAGGCUGGGGCCACUGGGGCCUUCACCCAGGCCCUCAGGCUGGCACCCGCCCCAGCCCAAAGCAGCCUGUGGGCGCAACCAGGCCGGGCCCCCGUCGCCCAGGCAUUGCUGCACCAGGGGCAGCGCUGCCUGCAGGGCCAGCUGUAUGCAGAGGCCUGGGCAGCGGCUGAGAGUGGUCUGCUGCUCGACCCCCAGCACAGCGGCCUGAAGAGGCUGAGGGCGAGGAUCCGCAGGGAGGCAGCCUCCGGCUGCCGGCUCCACUGACCCCGCGCUCCCCAAGCCCAGUCACAGGUCCCCCUUGUCACUUUUCCCCCAAACCAGGGGGGGGGGUCACGCCUCCCUCCCUCCAAGGCCUGGUGGGUGGCUCCUCAGUGGACAGCCAGCCCUGGGAAGCAGAGUGAAGGGAGACCCAGGGCCCCUUGCUGCAGCGGUGUCCGUGGUCCUGGCCUGGGGCCAGCAGGUUGGACACGGACUAAGGUCAGCCCCAGGUGGCCCUGGGGAGAGGGGGGAUGAAGCUGCCUUUGAUCUUGGCCUAAGCCUCAGACAGGUCCCCCAAGCACAGAACUCCCCAGCUGGGCCCUGCUGGCUGAGACCCCUGCUUUGAUGAAGCCGUUCUCCUGGGGAGCCCAGGGCCCAAACCCACCACUGCAGCCAUGGGGACAAUGUGGGCCCGCCCCCUGCCAAGCAGAGAGAGAGUGAGCCCACCCCAUUAAGGAACAGAGAGGCAGAAGGUGGGGAUCUGCAGGGAGAGGCUGGGCUUCUCUUUGGCUCUUCUGGCAAAGCGGUGGGGGUGUACAGGGUGCAUCCCCUGUGGAUUAAACUUGCCCUCAAUUUGCUUGGAAAACCUUCUUGGGCUGGGGGUGAGGAGUGCAGUCCUGCCUGUGGCCACGGGUUUGCCUCACAGAGGCCAGGGCCAGAUCACAGGAUUUUCUCUCAGAUUCGUGAACGAGCCGUGCUAGACAGGCCACUGAAAACCUGGACCUGGGACCUUUUCUGCAGUGGCUCGUAUGGACGAGGCAACUUGAAGGCCGUGAGGCAGGGGCUGGCCCAGAGGUCAUGGUCAGAGGAGAAGGCCCAGCCCCCAAGCUUCAGGAAGAGAGAGCUAGUCCGGCGGCAUCAUCACCUGCGUGCAUUUGCACCUGCUGUGCCCCGUCAGGGCGUCCUGACCCCACCUCUCCACCCAGGGCCAUGUCAGAGCUGCCCUGCCAAUGCCCCAUCAGGGGUACCUCCUGACAAGCUGCUGCUCACCCAUCACUUCUCUCUUACACCUGUGUCACCAUUCUCCGUCAGCCUGGGCCUGUCCUGGCCUUGCCACCUGCCCUGAAAGCAGGAGGCCAGGCCUGAGGGCCAAGGACAGGCCUCACUUUCCUGUGCCCCUUCCCUGCUGGGAGGGUUCCAAGACCACCCUGCAGUGACCCCCCACACCCCACCGCCAUCAUGGCCUGCAGGGGUCUCCCCAGGGCUGCCCUGGCCCAGAGUCCCAGGACCUGGUGCUCUGC
Molecule: messenger RNA, 4477 nt
Organism: Artibeus jamaicensis (Jamaican fruit-eating bat)
Lineage: Eukaryota; Metazoa; Chordata; Mammalia; Chiroptera; Phyllostomidae
Gene: TTC34
Product: tetratricopeptide repeat domain 34
Exons: 8
Coding region: 3-3242 (1079 amino acids)
Molecular function (GO): protein binding
Source: RefSeq, a predicted model, not a curated record